This is a messenger RNA of Vicia villosa (hairy vetch), 783 nucleotides long. RefSeq names its product dirigent protein 19-like. The coding region runs from base 31 to 594 and encodes 187 amino acids. The record is from RefSeq and is a predicted model, not a curated record. Lineage: Eukaryota; Viridiplantae; Streptophyta; Magnoliopsida; Fabales; Fabaceae. The transcript has a single exon.
UACAACAACAAUUAACAACCAUAGCUAAUUAUGGCUUCCUCAUUACAAAACUAUGUUAUUGUUCUCUUCCUCAUAGCCAUAAUUCAAUUCAAAACCAGUUCCAGCUCUUCUCAUCAUCACCACCAUCACCACCUAAAAUCCCUUCACUUUUCACUUUACCAACACGAAACAAUAAACAAAACAGGUUACUUCAUAGUGAACGGCAUACCUCAAUCUGCUGGAGUCACCGAAACAACAACACCUUUUGGAACACUAUUUGUGUUUCAAGAUCCUUUAACUCUAACCUCAAACCGAUCCUCCAAGCUAGUUGGAAUUGCUGAAGGUACUUCUAUCACCUCGAGUCUCGACGGGCUUCGAAGCAUUUCGAUUGCGAAACUAACUGUUCGUUGGAAAGAUUACAAGGGUUCUGUUUCUAUUGUUGGUGGGACAAACAAUGUUAAGGCUUCGGAUCAUCCUAUUGUUGGAGGAACAGAAGAUUUCAUGUUUGUUCAAGGAUAUGUUACCUCUUCGCCUGUUGAUCUUACUGGUAUUACUGUUGUUUAUAAGAUUGAGUUUCAUAUUUAUUGGCCUCCAUAUGCUACUCAAUCUUCAUAAUUAUAAGUUCCUAUAGUUUGUGAUUUUAUUUUAUGAAUAAAGGUUAACAUAUAAUUCCAAGAAAAAAUAUAUAUGGAGAAUUAUUUUGUAAUUAAAAAUAAAAAUUAUUAGGUCAGUUGUUUGAGUUAUUUGAAUUCUAAAUUGAUAUUUUAUAUAUUUCAGUGACAAAUAGAUUUCUUAAUUUUUCUU